GCGGCUGUGGCCCGCAGGUGCGGAUGCGCUCUGAGUGCGGCUCUGAGUGCGGCUCGAGGCUUCCCGCGCUACUACCCUAAGUUCCCCGGCGCUCGCUGCUUGCCGCCAUGCCCUCCUACACGGUCACUGUGGCCACGGGCAGCCAGUGGUUCGCCGGCACGGACGACUACAUCUACCUGAGCCUCGUGGGCACGGCGGGCUGCAGCGAGAAGCACCUGUUGGACAAGGCUUUCUACAACGACUUCGAGCGCGGCGCGGUUGAUUCCUAUGAUGUGACUGUGGAUGAAGAACUGGGUGACAUCCAUCUGGUCAAAAUUGAGAAGCGCAAGUACUGGCUCCACGAUGACUGGUACCUGAAGUAUAUCACACUGAAGACACCCCAUGGGGAUUACAUCGAGUUCCCCUGCUACCGCUGGAUCACGGGCGAGGGUGAGAUCAUCCUGAGAGAUGGACGUGCAAAGUUGGCCCGAGAUGACCAAAUUCACAUUCUCAAGCAGCACAGACGUAAAGAAUUGGAAACACGGCAAAAACAGUACCGAUGGAUGGAGUGGAACCCUGGGUUCCCCUUGAGUAUUGAUGCCAAAUGCCACAAGGAUUUGCCUCGCGAUAUCCAGUUUGAUAGUGAGAAAGGAGUGGACUUUGUUCUGAACUACUCCAAAGCGAUGGAAAACCUGUUCAUCAACCGUUUCAUGCACAUGUUCCAGUCUUCCUGGAGUGACUUCGCUGACUUUGAGAAGAUCUUCGUCAAGAUCAGUAACACUAUCUCUGAGCGGGUCAUGAACCACUGGCAAGAAGACCUCAUGUUUGGCUACCAGUUCCUGAAUGGCUGCAACCCUGUGCUCAUCAAGCGCUGCACAAAGCUUCCCCCCAAGCUCCCUGUGACCACGGAGAUGGUGGAGUGCAGUCUGGAGCGGCAGCUCAGCUUGGAGCAGGAGAUCCAGCAAGGGAACAUUUUUGUGGUGGACUAUGAGCUGCUGGAUGGCAUCGAUGCCAACAAAACCGACCCCUGCACACACCAGUUCCUGGCAGCACCCAUCUGCCUGCUGUACAAGAACCUGGCCAACAAGAUUGUACCCAUAGCCAUCCAGCUCAACCAAACCCCAGGAGAGGAGAAUCCCAUUUUUCUCCCUUCGGAUGCAAAAUAUGACUGGCUUUUGGCCAAAAUCUGGGUGCGUUCCAGUGACUUCCACAUCCACCAAACCAUCACUCACCUUCUGCACACACAUCUGAUGUCUGAGGUUUUUGGUAUCGCCAUGUACCGCCAGCUUCCUGCCGUGCACCCCAUUUUCAAGCUGCUGGUGGCACACGUGAGGUUCACCAUUGCCAUUAACACCAAGGCCCGUGAGCAGCUCAUCUGCGAGUAUGGCCUCUUUGACAAGGCCAAUGCCACAGGGGGUGGCGGGCACGUGCAGAUGGUGCAGAGGGCCAUGCAGGAUCUGACCUACACCUCCCUAUGCUUCCCUGAGGCCAUCAAGGCCCGGGGUAUGGAGAGCACAGAGGAUAUCCCCUACUACUUCUACCGCGAUGACGGGCUGCUGGUGUGGGAGGCCAUCCUGAAAUUCACGGCAGAAGUGGUGGGCCUGUACUACGAGAGUGACCAGGUGGUGGAGGAAGACCAGGAGCUGCAGGACUUUGUGAAGGACGUUUACGUGUACGGCAUGCGAGGCAGGAAAGCCUCAGGCUUCCCCAAGUCCAUCAAGAGCAGGGAGAAGCUGUCUGAAUACCUAACCGUGAUCAUCUUCACGGCCUCAGCCCAGCACGCUGCGGUCAACUUCGGCCAGUAUGACUGGUGCUCCUGGAUCCCCAAUGCUCCCCCUACCAUGCGGGCCCCACCCCCCACUACCAAGGGUGUGGUGACCAUCGAGCAGAUUGUGGACACGUUGCCUGACCGCGGCCGCUCCUGCUGGCAUCUGGGUGCAGUGUGGGCACUGAGCCAGUUUCAGGAAAACGAGCUGUUCCUGGGCAUGUACCCAGAGGAGCAUUUCAUCGAGAAGCCCGUGAAGGAGGCCAUGACCCGAUUUCGCAAGAACCUGGAGGCCAUCGUCAGUGUGAUUGCUGAGCGCAACAAGAACAAAAAGCUGCCCUAUUAUUAUUUGUCUCCAGACCGGAUUCCCAACAGCGUGGCCAUCUGAGCCCCGUCUGCACCAUUCUCAUUCUGAGGAGGCCAGCUGCUUUGGCCAGCCAGACUCCAGCCUGGCUCCAGGUGUGGAGCCAGCCUCCUGGCAGCUCACUGUUCUUCCUCCAACACCAACAAGUCCGUUCUCAGCCCCAGGUGAACUGGUUUCAAUCCAAAGUGUACUCUAAGAAGGGUGACUUUAUAGCAAAGCUUCAGUGCAUUUUCCUGUUUAUCCCUCCAUCUUUAGGGCACCCCAUACUUUGAUUAAAGUGUGCAAACACUGCAGGGACCUUCCUACACAGAGAAGGAUCGCAUGGUCUCCUCCCCACACCUAUCUCAGCACUUCUCCCCAAGCAGCAACAGCCAAAUCUGUUUUUGUUGGGGACAUGGAAUUACUUUCUAUUUAUGCUUAAUUUCUUGCGUAUGAGUAGGUGCCCAAGUAAAUUCUCGUGAAUUAAGAAUCGAUUGUCAUAGAAAUAAAUCCAUUUAAAACAGU
Castor canadensis (American beaver) is the source of this 2612-nucleotide messenger RNA. It is a transcript of the gene Alox5, whose product is annotated as arachidonate 5-lipoxygenase. Lineage: Eukaryota; Metazoa; Chordata; Mammalia; Rodentia; Castoridae. Gene Ontology annotation, molecular function: iron ion binding; protein binding; oxidoreductase activity, acting on single donors with incorporation of molecular oxygen, incorporation of two atoms of oxygen. The record is from RefSeq and is a predicted model, not a curated record. Gene Ontology annotation, biological process: lipid oxidation.